Molecule: messenger RNA, 552 nt
Organism: Auxenochlorella protothecoides
Lineage: Eukaryota; Viridiplantae; Chlorophyta; Trebouxiophyceae; Chlorellales; Chlorellaceae
Product: UDP-N-acetylglucosamine transferase subunit ALG13-like protein
Exons: 1
Coding region: 1-552 (183 amino acids)
Biological process (GO): dolichol-linked oligosaccharide biosynthetic process
Cellular component (GO): UDP-N-acetylglucosamine transferase complex; extrinsic component of endoplasmic reticulum membrane
Molecular function (GO): hexosyltransferase activity
Source: RefSeq, a predicted model, not a curated record
AUGGCAGAUCAGGAGCGCAGAGUGUUCCUCACCGUGGGCACCACCCGCUUCGACGCACUGGUGGAGGCAGUGGACCGUGCGGCCGUCGCGGCCGUGCUGCGCCGGCGCGGGUACACCCACCUGACCAUGCAGAUCGGGGCCGCGGCCUUCCAGGGCUCGCGCCUGCUGCCGGCGGGCGCGAUGCGCGGCGCCCUUCCCGACGGCCUCGUCGUGGAGUGGUUUGACUACAGCCCAUCCCUGGCCGCGCAUGUCGCCGGCGCGGCGCUGGUGGUCAGUCAUGCCGGGGCGGGCAGUGUGUUCGAGGCCCUGGUAGCGGGGGUGCCCGUCGUCGCCGUGCCCAACCCGCAGCUCAUGGACGACCACCAGGCGGAACUUGCCCGGAAGUUGGAAGGCGCGGGCGUGCUGGUGGCGGCGACGCUGGGCACCCUGGAGCAUGUGCUGGCCACCGCGGACUUCCAGGGGCUCGAAUCUUACGUCCCGGGCGACCCCGGGGGCAUGGUGGCGGCCGUGGACUGGCUCAUGGGAGUGGGGAGCGCGGCUGGGAAGAAGUAG